AUGGAUCAUAUCAUCACCAAGCGCACCACGGAGAGCGAGUGCAACAAUGCCGACGGGCAGCCGCCACCGCUGCUCGACUCGCCGCUGCCCACGCCUCGCCGGUCGUGCACCUCUGUCGACGCGUUACGAACGCGCUGCCGCCGCGACGCGUCGCCGCUGCGGACGCAGGUGCCGUUCUCCUGGGAGAGCUCCCCGGGCGUGCCCAAGAACAGCGCGUGCAGCAGGGACGACAUGCACAAGAAGGCGGAGGCGAUGAUGCCGCCGCCGAGGCCGCCGCCCGGGCGCCUGCUACAGCCGUACCUCGCCAGGAACUUGUACUACGGCAACACGAGCGAGGCGAGCAGCGACGACGACGACGACAGGUCCUUCUCCGACGCGCUGGACAAGAUCUCCUCGCCCGAGCCGACCGGCUCGUUCGACCGGGUCACGUCGAAGCGCUUCGAGGACAUCUUCGUCGGCCGCACCACGAGCUUCGCCAAGGACCGGACCCGACACCCUGGCGCGGAAGCCACCGACUUGUCGGCCUCGGGCAGGCGUCCAAGACAACCGCGUCGGGGCAGCACGCGCCGCAGCCACGACGAGGACCGUGACCGUCGGUGGACGCCUAGGCUCCUCAACGACAACGUCCCCAUGCAACUGAUGCAACGGAUCAAAAUGGAUGCAGACGCCGAGGAGAUGACCCCAAGAGCCUGUGGCCUCAUGGUGUUCUUCCCCUGGAGCGCAAAGCCGGCGGUCUGCGGGUUCAGGAGCCCGGUGGCGCAGCACGCGACGACGACUCGCGCCAGAGCCGAGGUGCCUUCACCUUCGCACAGUCGCAGGGUCACCACCACCCUGCGCGAUGUCAUCAAGGAAGAUAGCCAAGCCGUUAGCAGCGACAUGCCGCCGCCGCGUGGAGAAAAGAAGAGGGGCCGCGACCGCGACGACUUGCCGAGCCGUCGAUGGGGCGUGUCGUCGUUGCUUGACACGAGCAAGAAGUACUGCACUGACGCCCGGAAGGCUCUGAGCAAGCUCUCCAUCGGACUAGGAGCGGACGGCGGCAGCCCCAGGGUUAGCGGCGACAACAGGAGCGGCAAGCUGCACGGUGGUUUCUCAUCAACGCCGGCGACGCCUGUAAAGCUGACGCAGCUGAAGGCUAACAGAAACUGA
Molecule: messenger RNA, 1146 nt
Organism: Miscanthus lutarioriparius
Lineage: Eukaryota; Viridiplantae; Streptophyta; Magnoliopsida; Poales; Poaceae
Source: the annotation of a GenBank genome assembly